AUGAUGGUGCGCCUGGGGAGGACCCUUCUGCGGCUAGUCGGGUGGUACGUGGCGCAGGGCGAGACGGCCAAUCAUCGCGUUCAACCACGGCCAUUAGAUGCGUUGUCCCUCCACCAAGGCCAAAGUAGAACACGCUUGCCCCAAUCCCUAUCGAUCGACACCUCGAAGACUAUAGUAUCUCUUAGCCAUCAGCCCGAGUCCAAACGGAGAAAGACCCCCGAAGGCGACUCCCCAUCAAAGGUUACCACGCCAAUCUCUCGGGGACGUCUAAAGCCCAACAAAUUCGACCCUGACGGCUUCCUCGCCGCUCCGAGGGAGAGGAAGAAGCUUUGGGGAGAGGGAGACGGCCGCAUCCAGCUCCCGCCAGCCUCAGCGCCUCGGGCGGGCCAUCACAACAAUCACACGCGCGGUAUGGCUUCGGGUCCGGCCAGGCUUCGUGCCAUAAAGGAGAUGGUCAUCGAGUUAGCGAAGCAGCCUGUAACCCACCCUAUUAUCCAGUACCAACUGAUCACCGAGGCCCAGGGGAUUUAUUCUGGGGGGACGGCCCGGUCCGCGAAGACUACUACGCCCUUGACGAUCUUCCCGUUGACGUUAUUUCUCAGCGGCGACAUCGUCCUAGACAGAGACCCACCUUCCGGCAAAUACCCCGUCCUGCAGUGCCGCACACUCAGGGCUCCGUGGGCCAUUCACAAGGCCAAAAUUGGACCCCCGCGGAUGGGUCCCGCCAGACACUGGAGAAAUGCCCAGGCCUUUACACGCGAAAUCGACAGAAGGGAGUGGGACCGCCAGGGCCAGGCUGAAGCCGAAAUCAGCAAACUUCCCGAGUCUGAACAGCCCGACAGGCGCGCUGCUGAGGAGAAGGAGCGACAAGACUACGAAGUGUGGAGGGCACAGCAUAUAGGCAAGGCGAGCAUCCAGGGUAGCAGCCCCGGCACCGGCCCGUCACCCACAAGCAGCGGCGGCGAUACUAGCACCGCUAGUGAACUUCCGGAAAGAACCCCGGGGCCGGUCAGCCCGGGGGCCUCCGCCGACAGUAUUGGUUCGCGCCCGUCUCGUGCCUCCCCUAGGCUCAACAUCGGUUUCUUUGCUAGGGUACAACGGCGACUCCAAAAUACCAAACACCGCCCCAGGCAGCGAAACCCCCCUCGAAAACCACAGGAGCCCGGCCACAAUGGCAGCGGCACGCCCCUGAGUACUUCCAACCGGGCACCGGCUGCGCCGGCCGCCACCCAGUCGUCGCCCACAUCCUCCCCGGCGUAG
Gaeumannomyces tritici R3-111a-1 is the source of this 1260-nucleotide messenger RNA. RefSeq lists its product as hypothetical. Bases 1 to 1260 code for a protein of 419 amino acids. NCBI's taxonomy places the organism in Eukaryota, Fungi, Ascomycota, Sordariomycetes, Magnaporthales, Magnaporthaceae. The record is from RefSeq and is a predicted model, not a curated record. The transcript is spliced from 5 exons.